Cherax quadricarinatus is the source of this 5325-nucleotide messenger RNA. RefSeq lists its product as uncharacterized. Gene Ontology annotation, biological process: regulation of transcription by RNA polymerase II. Gene Ontology annotation, cellular component: nucleus. The record is from RefSeq and is a predicted model, not a curated record. NCBI's taxonomy places the organism in Eukaryota, Metazoa, Arthropoda, Malacostraca, Decapoda, Parastacidae.
UUUUGAUAAUACUACUUACUUGUGGUUGAUUAUCAUUCUGAGAUACAUGACAAAUUUCUUGCUGAAAUGUUUUGCUUUUUUAUGAUAUAAACAAUGAUAGCUAGAUGUGUUUCUCAUGUAUGAGACACAUGUGCAAUACUUGGGUACCUUUAUUGAUGAGCCAUUUUGACUGAGCAACAGACUUUUUCAAUCUGAUAAUGCAGAAGUGACUAAUACUGGAGAGCAAAGGAAAUGGAGAGAACUUCAACAGCCUGGUUGACCAGGCAGUCACCUAACAAGCCUGGUCCAAGGCCAGGCUCCAGUAGUAGAAAACACUUGAAACUCACCAAGUGUAUAUCAAAGGUACAUUCAGCAUACCAUUCGAGAAAAUGAAAUAGUGAUGCACAUUCACCCGGGAGAGUCAGGGAUGCAAAUGCCAGAUGAACCGAGUCAUGCCACCCUCACCAUCCAGGCUACUGACCCAGCCACCAACACCACCACCACCCGCCGCUUCCACUGCACAUACCAGGGCUGCGAGCGUACUUAUAGCACUCCCGGCAAUCUCCGCACACAUUUGAAAACACACAGAGGAGAAUACAGAUUCCGUUGUCGAGCUACAGGAUGCGGCAAGGCUUUUCUAACGUCAUAUUCGCUCAAGGUUCACCUUCGAGUUCAUGCUCAGCAGAAGCCCUAUACCUGUGAAAAUGAUGGGUGUCAAAAAGCCUUCACUACCUUGUACAGGUUGAGAGCCCACCAGCGUCUUCACAAUGGGGACACCUUCAACUGCAACCAGGAUGGCUGUGUUCGCAUUUUCACCACACUCUCAGAUUUGAGAAAGCAUGUCCGAACCCACACUGGAGAGAAACCUUUUAAGUGUGAAGAAGAUGGAUGUGGCAAGUCCUUCACUGUAAGUCACCACCUACGCACUCAUAAAAGGAUACACACUGGUGAGCGGCCUUACAUGUGUGUGGAACAGGACUGUGAUAAGGCCUUUACAACAAACUACUCCAGAAAGAGCCACAUGAGGGUUCACAAACGCAACCUGAACAACAAGCAGGAAUGGCAACAACAGGAGCUGAAGCCAGCACAGACACCACUGAAAGAUACAUCAGAUAACUCGAAUCUGAACCAAACCACAGACUCUGUGCUCUCUCAGAAGAAAUUGUCUUGCAAGGUUAUGGAAGAGACUGGGCAAGUAGCAGCUGGUGAUGUGGAGAGAAAAGAAGCUGCUGAUAAAUGUGUCGGUACUGGUGGCAGUAGAGGAGGUUGCUGCGGUGGACAACAGCAGUCGCAUCACUCCAGUAAACCUUCAGUGAAACAAAAAGUAUUUGCCAUCAUUCCUGUCGAGGGAGAUGCGGGGAAGAGUUCCACUAGUCUCACACUACAAGAUUUCCUAGAGUCGGAAGCUCUCAAGUGUAACCCAAAGAUGAAGGUACCAAUUGUGAAAGCCACGGAUGACACCACUGUUGGUAGACUCUUGCGUGACUCCCAGACUAUUGCAGAUUUAUCCCAGAAUGAUGACAGUGAUGAACGUGGCCUUUUGGAAAAGAUUGCCGCUCAUGCAGACAUAUGUAAGUGCAACCCUUGUCGCUGUGAUCCCUCAAGAGGCAAUGAAUGCUCGUGUAAUGCCAUUGCAGACUCACCUGUGGUUCGGAAAACUCCAUCACCAAUUGCAAAUAAAUAUUCUCCUUCAAACCCUAUUCCAUCAUCUCUCAGCAUGAGCCAAACAUUGAAAGAAAAAGAGGUUUACCAAGAACCUGUCACUGAAACUCCAAUUAAUACUUCUGCAAGUCAUUUGAAAAGUGUUUUUGAAGUGAAAACUGAAAUGAAUAAUAAAAAUUCAGGUAACUUAAAGGACGACAUUAACGUACCUUCAGUGUUAGUAACAGAUUCAGAUUCAAGACAUCCUAAUUGUUCUACAGCAGUGGUAAAUACUUCUGAAGUUAUUGAUCAGGCAAGAUCCUUGGAAACUCCAGAUAGUCAAAUUUCUGUAGAAGAGUUUCUACGUGAAACAGUCGGCAUAAACUCUUCUACAGCACACGCUGCACAAGGACCAAAUAGGUCUGUUCAGUCAGGCUUAGAGUCAUUACUACCAGGGCCUUCUGGACAGCACAGCUCGACUUCUGCUUUUUCCGGCCUAGCUAAUUUAGACGAUAUGAGCACUUUGGCCUCACCAUCAAUGGAAGACUUGAUUGUCUCUCCUUUAUCCCAUGGUACUGUGUUUGGUGCAGCAGACAAGUGUAAUGUGGCUGGACUUAAUCCUUCAGGAGGGCUGAGUAGUGACAGCACGUCGAUGGAUCACACAUUUGAUAUGGAUAUGACAACAACAGAUUUAUCAACAGAUUUUCCUUUCUCCUCACCAAACAUGAUAGAAGCUUUACUAACAGAUGAUAUGGGAAGUUUGUCUACAUUAUCGUCUCAUCAUUCAGCCAGUAAUAACUCUUCACACACUUUUGUCACCACUGUCACACCAUCAGCUGAUAGUGCUGUUACAUCAGUUUCAUCACAUGCUUCACAGCAAGUGCAACAUGCCCAGAUAUCCACACCUGCAAGGGACAGUGCACCCAAUAAUGCUAUAAAUACGGUAAGCUUAAAGGCAUCGUCUCCGGCUUGCUGUGGAUAUUUUGAUCUUCAGAAGGAAAACCAGCAUCAAGUGGUAUCUCAAGACUGCUGUAGACAAUGGGGAAAGGCCAAAUCAUAUUGCUCCUCACCCUCUACUGUUUCUUCACAUAACUGUUGUACCCCACCGUCCACUUCAGUGUCUUCUAGCUGCUGCCGCUCUAGUGCACCAGGAAAUACCUGGUGCAGGUCGACACAGUCUCUUAUAACCUCGCUGUCGUGCUCUUCACAUUUGGAAAAUAUGACAGGCUCAUGCUGUGCUAAUAAAAACUCAUUGCCAUCUUCUAGCUCUAAUGCUCCUACAGCAAAGUCAUCCUUGCCAGUAUCAGAUCUCAGUAGUCACCAGGCAAAGCAAAACACAUCAAACUCUCAGAACCUUCAACAUUCACAACUUCACCCUUCAUCAUCAUGCAGUUCGCAGCAUCAUGCACCCUUAAAUGAAGAGCACUCCUCAUCUUGUGUUCCCCAUGAUCACCAAGAUCACCAUCAUGGUCACCACCAUUUACCUGAACCUCACCAUAAUCAUUCAAAGCAUGACCAUCAACACCACUUUCCCAAAGUAGAAAACCAGCAUGAACAUCGCCAACCUGAAUGCCAUCACCAUCACACUGAUCCUAAAUUGCAGCACCAUCAUUUAGAGUCAAAACAUCAGUCUCAUCACAUAAAAACAGAAUAUCAUCACCACCACCAUUCAGAGCCUGAUCAGCAACAGUUUCACGGGAACUAUGGAGGUGGCACAGAAUCCCGAACGAGUGAUGUUCGUCAUAAUUCUGGCUUAGAUCUGGUACUAAGGAAGGAAGAUGACGAUUCUUGCUGUGUUGUUAUUUGCACCAACAAGUUACAAAUGCUGAGAAAUGUGUUGGCUAAAUGUGAGUGUACAGAUCAUGAGCGCUCUGCAGGUCCAGUAGACUUGCAGGCCCUCCUGAAUGAUGCCUUGAUGGAGUGGGAAACCUCAGAGCCAGGUAGUACGGUUCAGUCAUUUAGCAACAUCCAGUCAGCCCCACCCAACCCGCAGGCUUCCGAUGCUGCCAUAAACUGGCAAUAGUAUAUUUUACGUCUUACGAAUAAUACAAACACAGUGAAAAUUAUAUUCGAGGAUCUUGACUUCAAAAACAGGUUUCAGUAGAUGUGUGUACUGUACUCUAAGAUUCUUAGUAGUAGAGUGUUACAUCAGCUGUGCCUCUCCUAUCUAGUAAUAUCCUUUCCUAUACUCCUUCAUCUCUUACCCUCUUCAAGGAGACUUCAGGCUAGUGAAGGGCUCUUGAUCCAUGGAAUAGGAAGUAACCUCCCCUAUCAGCUGAAAUUUGAUUACCACCCAUUCCCCAGGUGUUGUACGACCCCUAUGGGUUUAGAACUUCCCCUCGAUUAUACUACAGUAAUACUAAUAAUCAACCUCUUUGCUCUUACAUCUCUCUCUGCCAUGUAGCGCUGAAGGACUUAAAAUUUAGCGCCUUUCAAGAAUAAUAAUUGGUAGUAAAAUAACCUAUGAUCAUCUUCCCGGAAUAAUGAUAAUUGCUAGUAUAAUAACCUAUUAUCAUACCUCAGGUGAAAGAUAUUAAUAAAAGUUACAAAGAUUAGCAAGAUUACAUUAAAAAUUUCAUGUGGUUGCAUAAGAGUAGGCAAUAGAUUGUUAUUUUUUUUUAUUGUACUGUAAUUUUUUUUAAAAGUAGUUUUCAUAUGCAGUACCUAUUCUAAUUAGAAGAAAAUAUUACCAAAAGAAAAUUUAUAAAUAUGUUUCAAGGAAUAAAAUUUUUUUUGUAAAUACUCAGAACAGAAUUAAAAGCAAAAUAUUCAGAAUUAAUUGAAAUGGCAUUGUGUUGUUCAAAAUUUUGAAUUUUGUUUAUUUUCACUGGUUGCAAAGCGAAGUGUAAUUCUCCUCCAAUGACUAUUCUCUGGUGUCAUCAUUCAUUUAACUAUUGUGAUGAAUCUUGCCUUACUAUCUAUGGCAAUUAUCUUCCCUGUAUUUAAUGCCUGCUUAUCAUUUCUGCUUGUCCAAACUUUGUCUGUGAUCAGCAUUUGUGCAAUUUUGUACAGAGAGUUUAUAUAAAAGUACAUAUUCAAUUAUCUGUUAAGAGAAAUAAUAUAUUAUUGCUCACAGUUAAGGAAUCAUUGAGGGUAAAAUUUAUAACCCCUUGAUUUAACUUUUAAAUAAUAUAUAUUGUAAUAUUUUUAAAAAAUAUUAGUGUAGCAUAUUGUUAUAAAUUUGCUUUGAGUUUCAGUGAUAAUGUAUGAAAUUUGACGAAAAAGAGAGGCAUAAUAUGUUUAUAUCUUUUAUGUUAUUGUAGACGAGUUCUUGAAAUUGAAUUAAAUGCAGAUGUCAAUUUCGUAGUGAUUAAGCUCUUUGUAGAAAUUUUGACUUUUGACAGUACGAGAAAAAGCUUAGGGCAUUUGUGUUGCAUGAGCGAAUGUGUUGAAUGCUGUUUGGAAACCACUGUUAAUAUGUACAAGAUGCGUUUCUUGGAAUUAUAUACAAAAACAAGUCAUCGGCCACACUGCUGCUUUAGUUACGAGAUGUUAAAAUGCAGUUAUUCUUUGUACUUUGGUAUAUUAAACUGUACUUCACAUUAAGAUGGUGUGGGUUUGGUCAUUUGAAUGAGGCCUUCCACUUUAUUAUGAUACUAAAGUUUUAUAUGCUAUACCAUAUCUUGUUUAUGUGGUCUUGAAAUUGGGCCCGAGACUGUAUAUUGACAACCUGUAUAGAAAGUAUUAUUACUGUUGUUAUUAUAA